CCAGCCACUUUCGGACAAGUGGAAGUGAGAAAUACCAGCAGUGAAUCCCAAAAUGUCCAAGAAGAGAAAAGUUGAUGCAGAAGGAAGGCAAUUUAACGAAAGAGCUGCUCCAGCCCCCUGCAGCUGGCCCUCACUGUGGGACCCAGGUUUGGCAAAGCACUUCCACAGAUCAGGCGUCGCCUCCUGCAGGAGCGGCAGGGUGCCGGACUUCAGUGAAAAAUCUCCUCCCGCUUCCACCUUCCUCUUCCUGGUCUGAACUACUUCCUGAGUGGGUGGAGCUCCUGAGUCUGUACAGGAAGCCAGGUCACCUCUGGCAAAAUGCCUUAAGAAGAUGCAUGUGGAUGUCCUCUUGAAUGAACUCAGCUUCAUGAAGAGUGUCUGACGGCCCACGUACCAUCCCGUCCAGGACUUUGCCAAAAACCACAUGUUUCCCAUCCAGCCAUGGUGCUUUGGCGGCCAGGAUGAAGAACUGGGAUCCGUUGGUGUCUGGACCAGCAUUUGCCAUACUCACCUGCAGUCGUCGGGCAGCCAUGCUGAAGCCGGGCGACCCGAGCGGCUCGGCCUUCCUGAAGGUGGACCCUUCUUACCUGCAGCACUGGCAGCAGCUCUUCCCUCAGGCGCAGCUGAAGACUCCUCUGGCCCCGCCGCCGCCUCCACCUGAGCGCCUCUCCAUUCCUGUGGACAGUCUGCGCCCGCCCCGGCUGGAUGCGGCAGCAGCUCUCACGCCGUCCUCCUCCAUCUCCAUCUCCACCUCCGCAGGUCUUUCCCAGCUGCCCGUCCCCCAGCAGAUUGCACUCUUUGGGCAGGCGUUGGCCCCGGUGUGUGCCGGGCCUGGAGGACCUGGGGGAGGAGGAGGACCAGGAGGAGAUCUGGUGGUCGUUGUCCCCCCGGAGAACCAGCAGGGUCACAACCCAGCAGUGGUGCUCCUCCAUCAGGCCAAAGAGCAGAGCUGUGGAGGGGUAGGUCUGGUGUCGUCCAGCGUGAAGAGCAGCACUGGGAGCAGCAGCAGCGGAGGAGGCAGCGAGGAGGGUGGAAAAGGAGCCACGACGCGGUUCAAGCUGACGUCGGAGGAGCUGGACUACUACCUGUACGGACAGCAGAGGAUGGAAAUCAUCCCACUGAGCAACCACACAGGAGAGCUCAACAACCGUUGCGACAUGUGUGCAGACAACAGGAAUGGUGAGUGCCCGAUGCACGGCCCUCUGCACUCCCUGCGGCGGCUCGUUGCGGCGCCCGUCACCCUGCCGGACGUCCCCGAUUGGCUCAGAGACCUGCCCAGAGAGGUGUGCCUGUGCACCAGUACAGUUCCUGGUCUGGGCUACGGGAUCUGUGCGGCUCAGAGGAUCCCUCAGGGAACCUGGAUCGGCCCGUUUCAGGGAGUUCCUCUGCUGCUGGACAAACUUCAGUCUGGAGCCGUUAGGAACACGCGACACCUGUGGGAGAUCUACGAUACAGAGGGGACGUUACAGCACUUUAUCGACGGCAAUGAUCCCAGUAAAUCCAGCUGGAUGAGGUAUAUCCGCUGUGCCAGACACUGUGGGGAGCAGAACAUGAUGGUCGUACAGUACAGGUCCUGUAUAUUCUACAGAGCAUGUAUGGAUAUCCCCAGAGGGACAGAGCUGCUGGUUUGGUACAACGACUCCUACACUUCCUUCUUCGGCAUCCCGCUGCAGUGCAUCGCUCAGGAUGAAAACUUAAACGUCCCAGCCACAGUGGUGGAGGCCAUGACCAGGCAGGAGUCCCUGCAGUCCUUCAGCAAAAACGGAAAACCCUCCUCCUCCUCAUCUUCGUCCUCCUCUACCCCGUCCGCCACCCUCAUGCGAUCCAUGGUCUUCCCCCACUCCCCUUGCUCAAGGAGUUUCUCCCUGCUGGACAAGGUCGGGGUUCAGUCGGACUCUGGUUUUGGCCAGUUGGGACCAAAGAACCAGCGAGUCCUGGCGAGCCCGACCUCCACCAGCCAGCUGAGCAGCGAGUUCAGUGACUGGCACCUGUGGAAGUGCGGCCAGUGCUUCAAGACCUUCACCCAGAGGAUCCUGCUCCAGAUGCACGUUUGUCCGCAGAAUCCUGACAGACCGUACCAGUGUGGCCACUGCGCCCAGUCCUUCUCUCAGCCAUCAGAAUUGAGGAACCAUGUGGUGACGCACUCCAGCGACCGACCCUUCAAGUGUGGAUACUGUGGCCGGGCAUUUGCUGGCGCCACCACGCUCAACAACCACAUCCGCACACACACCGGAGAGAAGCCGUUCAAGUGUGAGCGUUGCGACCGCAGCUUCACACAGGCCACUCAGCUCAGCCGCCAUCAGCGACUUCCCAACGAGUGUAAACCAGUGAACGAGAGCAGCGAGUCCAUCGAGGUGGAUUAACCCCGACUGUGUGCCGACUGAGACCACAUCCACAUUAAGGCAGCUAAAUUUGAAAAUGCAUCUUUUUCUCUCCGUCCACACUAGGCUGACAGUUUUCUCACAAAAAGCAAAGAGAAACCAGCUUCGUGUUUUACUUUAGUGGUGCAUCAGUGCUACUGAAACGUCCAUGUGUUCAGUCCACGCUGCCCAGACCGCUGGUUUUCUGUCACUGUCCUCAGAGACAACUCUUGUUUUUGUUAUUACUUUAUUUCCCCACCUUUAAUAUUCUUGUAGUGACACUACAAUGAAACUAGGGCCUGUGUCAGUACAGAUUCACAGCACUGUGCAGGAGUUUUAGGCACUUAAAAUAAGGUUAGGAUGUUUUCAAAAGUAAUGCCAGGAAUAGUUUUAUUUAUUAAGUGCAAGAAAGAGAAAAACUAAGCCAGACCACUAUUUGAAUCCCCUUCAUCUUUAAAGCAGCCCCAGUUCACAUCACCUCCUGUGGACAGUUCUUCCAGGUACCUGGCGAGUCGGUCGUUCCAACAGUGUCACAGUUCUUCUGUGGAUUCAGGCUGUCUCAGUGUCUCCUGUCUCUUCUUGGUCCCAGACUGACUCCAUAAUGUGGAGAUCAGGGCUCUGUGGGGGCCAGACCAUCACCUGCAGGACUCCUGGUUCUUCUGGUUUUUGAACAUAGUGCUUUAUGACUCCGGUGGAGGUGUGAGCUGCGGGAUGAUCUGAUCAGAUGGUCCAGAUGAUGGAGAAGGACCUAAACAUCUAAAGUGUCUAAAUCUUUUGCACAGUGCUGUAGUCGCUGCAGAACUCACAACGUGAGGACAGCAGGUGAUUUGUGUGGCUGUAACCUGAGUCUGUGAUUAUUAGACUCACUAGGGGCAGUGACUGGUUCACAUGAAAGCUGCUUCAGGAAUCACUUUGUGCUCUGCUGUAGUGUGGAAGACAAACGUAGAGCUUUUAGAACUCCAACACUAGUUUGUGACGUUACAGUCAAUUAUUUGUAGUGAGAAACUUCAGCAGACCUGUCACAGGUUACAGAUGUUAUCAUUAAACUGUCUUUAUAUUGAUUAAGUCAGAUCAGGAAACACUGAUUUCAUCGUCCCAGUAGCAAAUCAACAGGUAGCAUUAAUGAGCCAGAACUCAGUGACCAGCAGAAACAAAACACGUCAAUGAGCACAACUAAAUCAUAAGGUGGUCAUUGUUAAAGUCGUGACAGGUGCUGCUGGAGAAAACAGCAGACAGACAUGACGUCCUGGUGUUUCAGUGUGGACGGAGAUCUUUAGAAACACUACCUGAACUUUGACUCUGUUCGUUGAGAGCAUUUGCAGAUUUAGCCGUCUCAGUGUGAGCGGAGUCUGACAGUUCUGACCAACCUGACUGACGACGCCUGGAGACCAGCGACAGUAAAGCCACGUUCAUCCUGCUGGAGAGAAUCCUGAGUCAACCAAACCGAAGAUCCAUUUUUCAUCAGACAAGCAGAACUUUGAGGAGUUGGACUGACAAACUGGGGACGAGGAUAUUUAUCGGAGGCUGUCGUGGACCCGUCAGGUUUCCCUCCAAAGAAAACUCUUUAAUCUGAAACCAGGACAAAAACAGUAAAUACCAAAAAAGUCAGACUGAUUGUCUGUGUGUAGCUUUACUUCUCGGUUUCUUCGUUCUUUUUGCAGCAGCGAUGCCAAAGGAGGGCGCAACCAAAGCAAGCAGACUGAGAAAGACAAGGAAAGGACUAAAGAGACAAAUUAUAUUUAUCUUCUUGCUCAUAUCAUGCUUCAGGCACUGUUGUGUUAAAAUGAUAAUUUAAUUUUUGCAGCUCUGAAGUUUGGAAAGGAGGGAGAUGGUGGUUUCUUAUAGAAAUAAUCCCACAGUUCAUAGGGAAAUGUGAUAAAUAGGAGUAGACACAGCACGUGUUUACACUUUGUCCAAGUCGGUUCACAUUUAAAACAUUUUCAGGGUAAACAUUUCCAACAUCCUGCUCCACCUGUUCAGGCUUCAUACUUUUAAAGAUGACAUCUGAUCAUCUGAAGCACAAACAUCAUAACAGUCCAAACAGGGCUCGGCUGUGGAUCUCGUCUCCCAGAGUAGAUCCAUUCACGACGGUCCCAGAUGUGUAAAUAGUCCUGUCAGUACAGUACGCUUUGUAUUCAGAUGAGUGAGGGUAAAAGCACAGUUAUUAUGUGAACACCAAAUAGGAUUUUGUGCCUGAGUUAAAAGAGCUUUAAUAAUAAUAACAAGAAUCUGAAAACUGUAACUUCUGCUCCCAAAGACCAACAGUGUUGAACCCGGUGGGUGUAAAUCUACAAAUCAAAACUCAGACGUUUCACUGCAGCGAAACGGUUUCACUUUUGUCGCGCAGCCGUCUGUAAGAGUCUACAAACUGUUGACCAGCGGUUGAUGUAGUCAUUUAUUUGUUUUUUGUCCAAAUUACCUCUAAUGUAUUGAGCAGUUCUAGUGUCUGCUGCCAUGCUGUUGGAUCAAAUUGUGUUGUUCCAACCUUUUCAUAAGUUAAACCUAUAAAAGCUUCUAAUUUGGAGCAACAAGCUCUCAUCAGUUUCUCUGUAUUACGUUGUAACGUACAUGAAGCAACAAUACACUUUUCAAGACGUGUUUCCUGUUUGAAAGUGCAGUGCUAGAAUGUCUGAUUCUGUUUCCCCCAGCUCGUCGGAGUGGACUUGGGUUUUGAAAUGAACCUCUUGAAGCUAUUUAUCGAUUCUGUGACCUGGCGAUAAAACCAGGGGCCAGAUGCAUAAACGAUGCGUACACACAAAAACCAUGCGUACGUCUUUUCCUACACACAAACUCCCGUGUAUAAGCACAGAUUGUGUGGGAAGAGUGUGUGUACCUCACGCACACUUCAGACCAGUAGGUGUGAUAUGAAAAAUGAGGCGAGACGGCUUAUUUUAAACACCAUGCAUUAUGUGUAGCUGUUUAUAUAUGUUUCAGUUCAUAAAGUUUUAAACACUGCGUUUAUGUUGGCCUGAUAAAUGUUUCUUUUGAUGUCACAUUCCCUCUUUUACAUUUUAGACCAACUCUAAGUUAUAUAAAGUGUUCACUUAGGUCUGUACCCGACAGGGUUUUGUCAGUCGGCUCUUCGGUGCGACUCUUCGUUUUUUUCCAUACAUAUGUUUGACAAACAUACACAGCCUAGACCUUCAGUAACUCAAGUGGCAUUAAUUUCAUUAACAUCAGUAUUUAAAUGCCAGAGGGACAGGAGCAUAUUUCUGAGCAUCUAAAAAUCUAUAGAAGACAGCUGCAUAUGACGCAAUAGGUAAAGUGACGAUGAAUAACGUUGGGCUGCCAUAUGGAUUUGUCAGAAUAACGAGACAGGCAGUUAGCUUCCUAGUCCCAUUCAGAUGGAUGCAUGUUGAAGAAACAUCGGUAAACAGCUGUGUGUUGCACUUUAACAGAGAUGGGUAAACAAACCAGACUCACUAACAUCAGGCAAAACCAGCCACUUGGUGACGACAGUCUUUUCUCUCGUAAACGUGGACCACGAUGUUUGAAAACAUCUCACCUUUAUGUGGCUCAUCCUGGUGGGUUUGUUGUCCUUUUCUCCUCACUCUGGGAUUUGCUAAACGGAUCUGACCUUAAUGUAGAUCCAUGUAUCGGACAGUGUCACUGUUGAAGUGGGUAUCCCCCAACCACAAGGGGCAGUACUGAGCAAACUGCUGCUCGGCACAGCAAAAUGAGGAGAAG
Messenger RNA from Monopterus albus (swamp eel), 6047 nucleotides. RefSeq names its product PR domain containing 6 (gene prdm6). Gene Ontology annotation, molecular function: histone methyltransferase activity; protein binding. Gene Ontology annotation, biological process: regulation of gene expression. NCBI's taxonomy places the organism in Eukaryota, Metazoa, Chordata, Actinopteri, Synbranchiformes, Synbranchidae. The record is from RefSeq and is a predicted model, not a curated record. Gene Ontology annotation, cellular component: nucleus.